AUGAAGUUAGUGAACUACCAAAACAAGAAACAAUUUAAAAUUAGUGAAACUAAAAAGAAACCAAUUGUUGAAGAACUAUUGAAACCUGCUUCUUAUAAUUCAUCAACCAGCAAACCCUCAAGAACAUCCAGGGUUAACGCACUAAACAACAUUUUUACAAGAUUAGCUUCACCAACUUCCAAAAAUAAAACUGCCAUAACAAAUAUUAAUACCACAAAAAGUAACCGUACUCGAAAUGUUAGCCAAAUAUCCACACCAAUCAAAACCACUCCGUACCAAUCAGGUAGUCCGAAAUCACCUGCUGAUGAUAAUAAUCUAAGAAAAAAAAACUUCUUAAACUAG
Dictyostelium purpureum is the source of this 342-nucleotide messenger RNA. RefSeq lists its product as uncharacterized. The coding region runs from base 1 to 342 and encodes 113 amino acids. The record is from RefSeq and is a predicted model, not a curated record. The transcript has a single exon. NCBI's taxonomy places the organism in Eukaryota, Evosea, Eumycetozoa, Dictyosteliales, Dictyosteliaceae.